Drosophila busckii is the source of this 2176-nucleotide messenger RNA. Its product is annotated as transmembrane protease serine 9. Gene Ontology annotation, molecular function: serine-type endopeptidase activity. Bases 37 to 1770 code for a protein of 577 amino acids. Gene Ontology annotation, biological process: proteolysis. Lineage: Eukaryota; Metazoa; Arthropoda; Insecta; Diptera; Drosophilidae. The record is from RefSeq and is a predicted model, not a curated record. The transcript has 4 exons.
CCUUGCGCAAAACUAGCUUAGCAAUUCAACUAACAAAUGAAACAGCUGAGGAUUAUUAUAUUGUCGCUGCUGCUGAUUUGCCAACGAACGCUCGGCCAGGAUUAUGGAUUUCUGCGCAUUAUCAAUGGCACAGCGGCAAAGGCUAAGCAAUUGCCUUAUCAGGUAGCCCUGCAUUCUUACUUUAGUAGUGCACCCAAGGAGGCAACUAUAUGUGGCGGAACUAUUAUAUCCAAGCGUUGGAUAUUAACAGCGGCGCACUGUCUGCAGGAACCAAACUCCAAGCUACUCAAAUCAAUUGUGCUCCUGGGCGUAUUUAACAAAGCCAAAAAGCAUGAAGCAGGCAUUAUCAGAAUGCAGAUCAACAGCAGUCAUGUCAUACCUCAUGAGCAUUACGACCUCCGUACAGUGGCUAAUGAUAUAGGUCUAGUGCGAUUACCGCAAGAACUAAAGUUCAAUGUGUAUGCCCAGCCAGCCAAGCUGCCCAAGAAAAACGAUAAGCAAACAUUUGAAGGUCGCUUGGCCAUUGCCUCUGGUUGGGGAGUAACCGCAAAGCAACACCAAGUCGAUGUAUUGCAAUAUAUCACUGUUAAAAUUAUUUCCAACAAGCAAUGUGAGCAGCUUUGGAAUGCUAAGCUGGGCAAGGCGCGCAAGCUUAUGCUGGACUCAUUCAUAUGCAUUGAUCCGCACAAGGGACUGCCCUGUCGUGGCGAUUCCGGUGGCCCCUUGGUCUUGAACGAUGGUUCACUUACGCUUGUCGGGAUAAUCUCACACGGCUUUGAUGCCAAAUGCCAACUGCGAGUACCGGACAUAUUUACACGCGUCUCCUCACACAUUGAUUGGAUUCUGCGGCACACGGGGAAAUUUAGAGCUGGAGCAAUGAAGAAGUUGUGCACACUAGUUUUGGCUUUGCUUAGCAUAGCUCCAAGCCAAAUGCUCGAGGUCAACGUAUCGUACCAGGCAGUCAUCCAGACCUUUUACACUGAAUUCGAAGAUAUUUCAACGAUGUGCAGCGGUGCUCUGAUAUCAAGUCGUUGGAUACUGACUGCAGCACAUUGUUUCGAGGCAUCGGACCUAACACUGGAGUAUAUACUUGUGGCCAUGGGCAUCAGCGACAAAAAUUUUGGCCAUAUUGAUGUCACACUUCAUAGUCGCGACAUUAUCGUACACGAGGAAUACGAUCCAAGAUAUGGCGAGAAUGACAUAGCGCUACUAAAUUUGCCAGCAAACCUGAACCUUAAUUUAAUUAUGCAGUCAGUCCAGUUGCCUAGCGUAAAGACGGAUAGCUUAGCGGGACGUAAUGCAAUCAUCUCAGGCUGGGGUCUGCUAAAAAGGCAGCGGCCAAAUAGAAAGCUGGGAUUCUAUCCUGUCAAGAUACUCUCAAAUGAAAAGUGCCAACAGGAAUGGAAAUCAUUUCUGCCUGGAAAAAGCAAGGAAAUAGUGGAAACCUUUUUAUGCAUUGUUACUGGCAAGUAUACACGCUUUAAUGGGGACUCCGGCGGUCCUCUAGUGCUGGACACGUAUCCAUUAACGCUCGUAGGCAUCGUCUCACACGGUUAUUAUAUGGAGAACGAAGAAAGACCGCCGGACAUAUGCACGCGUGUCUCUGAUUUUCUCAGUUGGAUAUACAAGUUUACAGGAAACUUGACAAUGGAUCAGGUUAAGCCGCAAAUUCAAAAUUACUCUGAAGCAACGCAAGGCAAUGAAAAUAACGAAAAGCAGACAAGUAGUGAGAAUUAUAAGAGCAGAGAUCCUGACGGAUUAUUAAAUUAAUUAUGCUUAAGCUAUGAAGUAAAUGCUAAGAUUUCAUUUCAAACGUGUGCUUUAUUUUUCAUUACUCAUACAAACUCCAUGGUACUCACGUUUCCAUACUUUCAUAAUAUUUUGUUGUGGCUUUGCUAAAUUUUCUCGUUAUCAUUGUGGCUUGACGGUGUUAAACAAUGUUGCUUAUGAUAGUGUUGUUUAAAUGUAGUCUCCUUGUGGGCUAAUGUUGCUGAUUAAUCGUUAAUUGAUUUAUUUUGUUGUUUCAUAAAUGCAAUUUGUUAAUGUAAAAAAUCUAAACGAAAUGAUAAUACGCUUGCCUUACACAUAUUCUUGGUUCCUCAAGCAUUUUGUAUUGUUUAAAUAUGUACAAAAACUGUAAACAAGUUUGUUAAAAAUUUUAUACAAUAUUUUGUUU